AGCCAUGGCGGUGGCGGUGGCUGUGGCUGGGGCGGGAGUCGUGACCGGGACGGAGAUAGGCCCGGCGGAAGAACUCGCCAAACUCGAGUAUCUGUCUUUAGUGUCGAAGGUUUGCACCGAGCUGGAUAAUCACUUGGGGAUCAACGACAAGGACCUGGCUGAAUUUGUGAUCAGUCUUGCUGAGAAAAAUACCACCUUUGAUACUUUUAAGGCUUCUCUGGUCAAAAAUGGUGCAGAAUUCACGGAUUCUCUUAUUAGUAACUUGCUGCGUCUCAUACAAACCAUGCGGCCUCCAGCAAAGCCUUCUACUAGCAAAGAUCCAGUUGUUAAACCCAAAACUGAAAAAGAAAAGUUGAAGGAACUCUUCCCAGUCCUUUGCCAACCAGACAACCCUUCUGUUCGGACCAUGCUGGAUGAGGAUGAUGUGAAAGUCGCUGUCAACGUCCUGAAAGCCCUGGAGGCUCUAAUGCCCAGUGCAGCCGGCCCAGAGAAGCAAAGAGAUGCUGAGCACCGAGACAAGACAAAGAAGAAGAAGCGGAGCCGGAGCCGGGACCGCGAGCGAGAACGAGAACGAGAGCGUGACCGUGACCGUGACCGUGACCGUGAUAGAGAACGAGACCGUGAUAGAGACCACAAGCGGCGACACCGGUCCCGCUCUCGAUCACGUUCCAGGACCCGGGAGAGGAAUAAAGGGAAGUCUAGGUAUCGGUCCAGGAGCAGAAGUCAGAGUCCCCUCAAAGACCGGAAGGACCGAGACAAGUAUGGAGAGAGGAAUCUGGACAGAUGGCGGGAUAAGCAUGUGGACCGCCCUCCCCCCGAAGAGCCCGCCAUUGGGGACAUUUACAAUGGCAAAGUUACGAGCAUCAUGCAGUUUGGAUGCUUUGUGCAGCUGGAGGGACUAAGGAAGCGGUGGGAAGGCCUGGUGCACAUCUCUGAGCUCCGGCGGGAAGGCCGUGUGGCUAAUGUGGCCGAUGUGGUGAGCAAAGGCCAGAGAGUCAAGGUCAAAGUGUUGUCCUUCACUGGGACCAAGACCAGUCUGAGCAUGAAGGAUGUGGAUCAAGAGACUGGAGAAGAUCUAAACCCAAAUCGACGACGAAAUCUCGUUGGGGAGACCAACGAGGAGACCUCCAUGAGGAAUCCAGACAGGCCCACUCAUCUCUCCCUCGUCAGUGCCCCUGAAGUAGAGGAUGACUCCCUGGAGCGCAAGCGCCUUACCCGCAUCUCUGACCCAGAGAAGUGGGAGAUCAAACAGAUGAUUGCUGCCAAUGUUCUUUCCAAAGAAGAGUUUCCAGACUUUGAUGAAGAGACUGGCAUUCUUCCUAAAGUGGAUGAUGAAGAAGAUGAGGACCUUGAGAUUGAACUGGUUGAGGAAGAGCCUCCAUUCCUGAGAGGGCACACCAAGCAAAGCAUGGAUAUGAGCCCUAUUAAAAUCGUUAAGAACCCAGAUGGCUCCCUCUCCCAAGCAGCUAUGAUGCAGAGUGCCUUGGCCAAAGAAAGACGGGAACUCAAGCAGGCCCAGCGGGAAGCCGAGAUGGACUCUAUUCCCAUGGGACUCAACAAACAUUGGGUUGAUCCUCUGCCUGAUGCGGAAGGCAGGCAGAUUGCGGCCAACAUGAGGGGUAUUGGGAUGAUGCCCAAUGACAUUCCAGAGUGGAAGAAGCAUGCCUUUGGGGGCAACAAAGCUUCUUAUGGAAAAAAGACCCAGAUGUCAAUUAUUGAGCAGAGAGAGAGCCUACCCAUCUACAAACUGAAGGAGCAGUUGGUCCAGGCCGUCCAUGACAAUCAGAUCCUGAUCGUUAUUGGAGAGACAGGAUCUGGGAAGACAACACAGAUCACCCAGUACCUGGCGGAGGCAGGCUACACUUCCAGGGGCAAGAUUGGAUGUACCCAGCCCAGAAGAGUGGCAGCCAUGUCAGUGGCCAAAAGAGUGUCAGAGGAGUUUGGUUGUUGCUUAGGCCAAGAGGUGGGUUACACCAUUCGAUUUGAGGACUGUACCAGCCCUGAAACCGUCAUCAAGUACAUGACAGACGGCAUGUUGCUCCGAGAGUGCCUGAUCGACCCUGACCUCACGCAGUACGCAAUCAUCAUGCUGGACGAGGCGCACGAGAGAACGAUCCACACGGACGUGCUCUUUGGACUGUUGAAGAAGACAGUUCAGAAACGGCAGGACAUGAAGCUGAUUGUCACCUCAGCUACCUUGGAUGCAGUGAAGUUUUCCCAGUACUUCUAUGAAGCCCCCAUCUUCACCAUCCCCGGUCGCACAUACCCAGUGGAAAUACUGUACACAAAGGAGCCUGAGACGGAUUAUCUGGACGCCAGCUUGAUCACUGUGAUGCAGAUCCAUUUAACGGAGCCACCAGGGGACAUCCUAGUCUUCCUGACGGGGCAGGAAGAGAUCGACACCGCCUGUGAGAUCCUGUACGAGAGGAUGAAAUCCCUGGGACCUGACGUUCCAGAGCUGAUUAUCCUCCCAGUGUAUUCUGCCCUCCCCAGUGAGAUGCAGACCCGAAUCUUUGACCCAGCUCCACCCGGCAGCAGAAAGGUCGUGAUUGCCACCAACAUUGCAGAGACAUCACUGACUAUCGAUGGCAUCUACUAUGUGGUGGACCCUGGAUUUGUGAAGCAGAAAGUUUACAAUUCCAAGACAGGAAUCGACCAGCUUGUGGUGACUCCUAUUUCUCAGGCUCAGGCAAAGCAACGAGCUGGCAGAGCUGGGAGAACAGGCCCAGGGAAGUGCUACAGGCUGUACACAGAGCGUGCCUACCGAGAUGAAAUGCUGACCACAAACGUGCCGGAAAUCCAGAGAACCAACUUAGCAAGCACAGUGCUGUCGCUCAAGGCCAUGGGCAUCAAUGACUUGCUGUCCUUUGACUUCAUGGAUGCCCCACCAAUGGAAACCUUGAUCACAGCCAUGGAGCAGCUGUAUACGCUGGGGGCACUGGAUGAUGAGGGACUGCUUACUCGCCUGGGCCGCAGGAUGGCAGAAUUCCCCCUGGAACCAAUGCUGUGCAAAAUGCUGAUCAUGUCUGUGCAUUUGGGCUGCAGUGAGGAAAUGCUGACCAUCGUGUCCAUGCUGUCUGUGCAGAACGUCUUCUACAGGCCCAAGGAUAAACAAGCGCUCGCUGAUCAGAAGAAGGCCAAAUUCCACCAGACCGAAGGAGACCACCUCACCCUGCUGGCUGUGUACAACUCUUGGAAGAACAACAAGUUCUCCAACCCAUGGUGCUACGAGAAUUUUAUCCAGGCCCGCUCUCUGCGCCGGGCCCAGGACAUUCGCAAGCAGAUGUUAGGCAUAAUGGACAGACACAAGCUAGAUGUGGUGUCCUGUGGUAAGUCCACAGUCCGAGUGCAGAAGGCCAUCUGCAGUGGAUUCUUCCGAAACGCCGCCAAGAAAGACCCGCAGGAGGGCUACCGGACACUGAUCGACCAGCAGGUGGUCUACAUCCACCCUUCCAGUGCCCUCUUCAACAGACAACCGGAAUGGGUGGUGUACCAUGAGCUGGUGCUGACCACGAAGGAGUACAUGCGCGAGGUCACAACCAUCGACCCCCGGUGGCUUGUGGAGUUUGCUCCUGCCUUCUUCAAGGUCUCCGACCCGACUAAGCUAAGCAAGCAGAAGAAGCAGCAGCGUCUUGAACCCUUGUACAAUCGCUAUGAGGAGCCCAACGCCUGGAGAAUAUCCCGGGCUUUCCGGCGGCGCUGAAGGGCAGGACUUGUUUGCUUCUCCCGCAGCAGUGACCCAGGGCUUGGACUCAUUCUUGUGGUGAAAUGCUGAUCCUGAGGGUAUGGCUGUCCAGUAACUGCGUAUCUUAGCUGGACAUUUUCCAAACUUGAUUUGCGUUUUUUCCCUCAUGGUAAAAUGAAAUGGAUUUAUGCCUGGUUGACGAGAGCCCUCAGCCCCCACUACCCCAAGUCACUGGGGCCACCUGGGGCUCGCAGCCAACAUGGGGGGACACUGCAUCAUCUCCAAGAAAGGGGCAACUUGUGCAGCCCUGGGAUGGGAAAUGGGUCAUGAGCAUCUCACGCCUGGACACACAGACAGAUGGACAUGGUGAGGACCCCGAUGCCCUGGUUGGUUCUCUCUGGAGGAGGGAGCUGUGAAGCUCAUUGGAAGUGUCGGCCCCAACUUCCUGUUCCUGUCCAACCCCUGUACUUUUGAUUAACCUCCUGAAAAUAUUUAUUUUCUUAAGGAAACAAAAA
Messenger RNA from Pteronotus mesoamericanus, 4200 nucleotides. It is a transcript of the gene DHX8, whose product is annotated as DEAH-box helicase 8. Bases 5 to 3703 code for a protein of 1232 amino acids. Gene Ontology annotation, cellular component: intracellular anatomical structure; catalytic step 2 spliceosome. The transcript is spliced from 23 exons. The record is from RefSeq and is a predicted model, not a curated record. Lineage: Eukaryota; Metazoa; Chordata; Mammalia; Chiroptera; Mormoopidae. Gene Ontology annotation, biological process: mRNA splicing, via spliceosome; spliceosomal complex disassembly. Gene Ontology annotation, molecular function: RNA helicase activity; RNA binding; ATP binding.